CACACACGACUGGAGCAUGCUUAUGAAAAUGCAAACACAAACUGCCAUGAACACAUACGAACAGGGUCUGUUUGGCUCCCCAGGCCCCCUCCAGCUGUCUGGCUAUAACCAUUGCUCUCUGUGUUCUAGAUGUUCCAGAGCUGACUUCUGUGCAGAGCAUGUCUGCAAAGAGAAAAUAUACUGCCUUCAAACAUACUGCUCUUUCUCACUGGCUCAAUGACGUGAUAUUACAGUCAGUCAGCGGCCCGAGGCCGUUUAUGUAACAGUAUAUGGUUUGCAUAAGCAUUAACAUAUGAUUCAACAUCAGUUGUACAUUAUACAUAAUCAAGCUUUGAAGAAAUACGUCACAAUAAAUCAACAACAGGAUUUCUAUCCACACAUUAUGUGAUGUGCAUUAAGUCCAAAAGAUCUUAAAUCACAACAGCAUUGUCUGUAAAGAUUGCCCUUUGUAUGCUGCCAGCACACUAGCAACAUGUGUUGUGCAGUGGUUAGACUCCAACCAUAGGCUUCCGAGACAGGUUGGAAAAAAAGGAGUGAGAAUAAGCUGCAUGGAAGAAAAGGCCAUCACUGAGUGAAGAAUGUUUCAGCAGCCAGUUAAAACUCUUCAGGUUGCCAUUCAGUGUCCAGCGUAAACAUCUACAGGGAUAGUCUCGACAAAACUACCUUUUCAGAGGCUUUCCUAACUAAAAUUGGCCGGGGAAGAGAGGCGAAAGGCUGUUUGUGUUUCAUCCAGGCAGGCGACCAAAUGGAUAUCAAGUCAAUUUUUUUGUUACUCUCUGUGUGUGGGCCGACUUGGGCCUUCACGUUGGACUUUGACUAUGGAGGCGUACCACUCUGGAUCAACCGUUUUUUGGGAGAGCCGAGUGUGUUGACUUUGAAAGAUCGAAUGGAUCCAGGCUGGUUUCGUGCUGUGAAUGCACAAAGUUGUCCCUUGGAGUGUGACUGCCCGAUCCAGUGGCCAACAGCCCUUUAUUGUGACCACAGGAGCCUUAACCAGCUUCCCUCUGGCCUUCCAUCCCGCACACAGUACCUGUUCCUCCAAGGGAAUGAUAUUACUUUCCUUGGAACCGGAGCGUUCGCCAAUACCACCAACUUGCGCUGGUUGAUCUUGGAUCACAAUCAAAUACUGAGUGAGCAACUCGAUAAUGUGUUGUUCUCCAGUCUGACCCACUUGGUAUAUCUUUUCAUAAACCAUAAUAACCUGAAAAAGGUGCCAGCCGGACUGCCUAGCGGACUCAAGCAACUGCGACUCGCAUAUAAUCACAUCGAAAAGAUUUCUGCAGGUGCUUUCCAAAAUCUGGGCAAUUUAACGGUACUUCUGUUACAAGGCAACCGCCUGAAGAUUAUUGAAGAGAGCGACUUUAAAGGUCUUGGAGGCCUCAACCUCUUGGAUCUCAGUCACAACCUCCUGGAUACUUUCCCUAAACAUCUGCCUCCAUCUGUCCAGCAGCUUUACCUCUCCAACAACUCUCUGACUGGCCUGACCGAGAACAGCCUUCAUGGUUUUAAUGGACUCCGUUACCUACGGCUCGGACACAACAAAUUGAGGAAUGAAGGGCUUGACCCUGGCGCCUUUAACUUCACAUCUCUGGUAGAGCUGGACCUUUCAUAUAACCAGCUGAAAGAAAUCCCAACAGUUCCCACCACCCUUCAAUACCUCUACCUUGAGGUUAACCAUAUCCAAGAGUUCAACGUGAGCAGUUUCUGCAGGACAGUAGGACCCACAUCAUAUUCACGUAUGAAGAUCCUGAGGCUAGACGGUAAUAAAUUGGAGUAUCACAAGCUGCCUCCUGAUUGGGUGUUCUGCCUACGUGUCCUCCAUAACAUUUAUAUAUGAUCUAAUAAAAGCAGUCAUCGCCUUGAGCAGCUCUACAUUUUCAUGCCUUUAAAAGGCUUUAAAAUAGCAUGCAAUAAUAUAUUAUAUUGUAACAUAAUAUGUAUAUUUAGUCUGCAUUGGAAAGCAUGACAGCAGAAUAAAUUGCUCAGUAUUCAAGGUGCUAAUGUUUUGAAUAAGCAUGUUGUAAAUGGGCCUUAUAAUUUUUUUAUAUGAUUUUACUCUGGAUGUACUGUAUAUGGGCAACCGUAUUUUGUUUUGAUGUACAGUGCAAGUCUUGUACCUUGUCCUAGUUUUCACUUCAAAUGUUCUAAGGAUUUAAUGAGAACUAGUCUAACUGUUAAACAUGUGAAAACAUUCAAAAGUUUGGGGUCAGGAAGUUUUUUUUUUUUUUUCCUCAAUACUUUUAUUUAGCAUUAAAUUGAUCAAAAGUGUCUGUAUUCACUUUUAUACAACUAUUCAACACUGAUAAUAAUAGAAAUGCUUCUUAAGCAUCAAAUCAGCAUAUUAGAAUGAUUUCUGAAGAAUCACGUGACACUGAAGCCCGGAGUAAUGGCUGCUGAAAAGUCGGCUUUUCCAUCACAUUUCCAUCACAACAUUUUUAAAAUAUAUUUCACAAUAUUACUGUUUUUACAGUUUUUUAUCAAAUCAAUGCAGCCUUAUGAGCAUAAGAGACUUCUUUCAAAAACAUUACAAAAUCGUACCAACCCCAAAUUUUUGAAGGGUAGCGUAAGGCUUUUUGUUACCUAUAAUCUGGAAAGUUAAUAUUCCAUCGCUGCAUCACCUCUCUGUAAGAUUGCAAUGUAUUUUCCUCCAAACACCUGACUUAAGUUCUAAGAUUCCAAUUAAAAUAAAACCCCUUCAUGUCAAAUUA
This is a messenger RNA of Ctenopharyngodon idella (grass carp), 2708 nucleotides long. RefSeq lists its product as uncharacterized. The transcript has 5 exons. The record is from RefSeq and is a predicted model, not a curated record. NCBI's taxonomy places the organism in Eukaryota, Metazoa, Chordata, Actinopteri, Cypriniformes, Xenocyprididae. Gene Ontology annotation, molecular function: protein binding. The coding region runs from base 746 to 1837 and encodes 363 amino acids.